AUGCCUGCCAGUCACUCACCCGCCGCCCCCAUGCUGCCUCCCAUCCCCGUCCUCGAGGACUAUGGCCUCUCGCCAACCACUGGCUUCCUGCCGCGCACCCUGCCGCUGACGCGCCUGCCGGACCCCUACUACAACAAGUGGGAGGCCAUCGCCGCCAACCUCCAGGCCCACGUCCUCAGCAGGCGACUUCGCGGCGUUGUUGACAACCUGCCCGUGCUGUCCACCAUCGGCCUCGAGCACGACGCCGAGUGGCGCCGCGCCUACUCUCUCCUGUGCUUCAUCGCCCACGCCUACGUCUGGGGCGGCGACACCCCCGCGGACCGCCUCCCGGCGUCCGUCUCUGUGCCGCUGCUCGACAUCUCGAAGCACCUCGAGGUCCCGCCCGUCGCCACCUACGCCGCCGUGUGCCUGUGGAACUUCAAGCCGCUCUUCUUUGAUGAGUCCAUCGACAACCUGGAGAACCUCGCCACCCUCAACACCUUUACCGGCUCCAUCGACGAGUCGUGGUUCUACCUGGUCUCCGUCGCCAUCGAGGCUCGCGGCGGCCCCAUCCUGCCGCUCAUGCUCACGGCCUUCGGCGCCGCCCGCCGCGACGACGCCCGCACCGUCACCCGCUGCCUCUGCGCAUUUGCCGAGCGCCUCACGGACCUGACGGCCAUCCUGCAGCGCAUGAACGAGAGCUGCGACCCCACCAUCUUUUACCACCGCAUCAGGCCCUUCCUCGCCGGCAGCAAGAACAUGGCCGAGGCGGGCCUCCCCCACGGCGUCAUCUACGAGGACGGCUCCGGCACCGAAAAGUACCGGCAGUACGCCGGCGGCAGCAACGCCCAGAGCAGCCUGAUCCAGUUCUUCGACGUCGCGCUCGGCAUCCGCCACCGGUCGACCGGCGAGGCCGCCGGCGCGCCGGCGCCCAAGCACGGCUUCAUCCAGGAGAUGCGCAAGUACAUGCCGGCGGCGCACGCGCGGUUCCUCGAGGACUCGUCGCGCGCGGCCAACAUCCGCGAGUACGUCGACGCGCACCGCUCCGACCGCGCCCUGUGCCUCGCCUACGACGCCUGCCUGGCCAUGCUCAGCGCCUUCCGCGACAAGCACAUCUCCAUCGUGACGCGCUACAUCAUCAACCCGUCCCGCGAGGCCCGCGCGCGCAGCCGCGGCCGCGAAGAUAUGGACGCGCCCCCGCGCAAGCGCGUCAACCUCGCCACGGCGGGCAAGCUCGCGCAGGAAAAGGGCAGCCAACGCGGCACCGGCGGCACGGCCCUCAUCCCCUUCCUCAAGCAGGCCCGCGACGAGACGGGCGAGCCGGCGGUCGAGGAGUGGACCAAGCGGUUCAUGAAGCGCAAGAUGGGCUCCGUGGGCAGCGUCGACAGCGCGCGCGUGGACAUGCUGCUACCGCAGCCUACAGUCGUGGACAAGGAGAAUGUGGAUGUCAAGGGCCUGGCAUGGUCGUGGACGAUGGAGGACGACGUCGGCGGCAUCUGCAUGGUGUAG
This is a messenger RNA of Purpureocillium lilacinum, 1488 nucleotides long. RefSeq lists its product as uncharacterized. Lineage: Eukaryota; Fungi; Ascomycota; Sordariomycetes; Hypocreales; Ophiocordycipitaceae. Gene Ontology annotation, biological process: 'de novo' NAD+ biosynthetic process from L-tryptophan. Gene Ontology annotation, cellular component: cytoplasm. The record is from RefSeq and is a predicted model, not a curated record. Gene Ontology annotation, molecular function: indoleamine 2,3-dioxygenase activity; metal ion binding; heme binding.